Acaulospora morrowiae is the source of this 1389-nucleotide messenger RNA. The record is from the annotation of a GenBank genome assembly. NCBI's taxonomy places the organism in Eukaryota, Fungi, Glomeromycota, Glomeromycetes, Diversisporales, Acaulosporaceae.
AUGGUUCGAGGAGAUUCACUUGCUGAAGACUUAAAAUCAUUGGUCAAUAACUCCAAGUACAGUGACUUGGAAAUAAGAUGUGAAGAUGGGAUUUUGUAUGGCAACCGUGCAAUUUUGGCUGCUCGUUCUGAUGUUCUCGAACCAUUAUUAUACAAUAACAUGAGUGAAACUCACAAAAGAGAAAUCUCGUUUCCAAAAAUCAAAGCCUCGGUUAUGAAGGUUAUUCUAGAAUAUCUAUAUACCGAGCUAGUUCCUGAAAGUAACUUAUCAAUGGAUAAUGCGCUGGGUGUUUUUCAAGCGGCAGACUAUCUUCAAUUAAAUGGUCUUAAGGAACUCGUUUUAUGUUUCUAUAAGCAUACCUGUUUGUUGGAGGGGAACGCUCCCGAAUUAUUAUCCAAGGUGGUUCAACACAUUUCUCCAUUAGUUGAUAAUGAAAUUAUAAACUUCUUGGUUGAAUCUAUCGCCAAAAUUCCCUUGGAUGCUAUUGAAUUUGAUCAACUAUCUUUCAAAGCAUUUCAACGCUUACUCUCUAUGACACAUGACGGAAAGAUGAUGUUUGUCACCAAUGAGUAUUCUGUCUUACGAUUUGCAAUUUUGUUAGCGGCCAAAGAAACUUCACAAAAAGCCUUUGAUACUUUUGAAGUUAGAUUACCAACGUGGGAUAAAAUCAUGGAUGGACUUUAUGUUAAUAACUUUGAAUCUUCAGAUAUUUCAGAUGACAUUUCCGGUCCCAUUUCCCAAAAGUUAGAAUCCCUUAUCGAAUUUAUUGAUCUUCGACGCAUUAAUGGGAAAAUUAUUACCAAUAUUAUUGAACCUUUAAAUUUAAUCACGCAAGAAAACAUUAUGAAUGCUUUUCGUUCUCAUAUUCGUGAAGAAAUUCAUUCAUCUUUUCGUGGGAUUCAGUAUCUUCCGAAAGAAAUCAAAUGGGAUGAAAACGGUUGUGGUUCAAAUUUAGUUAUCACUGAUGGAUAUACCGUAUCUUCUACGAGAAAAGGUUAUCAAAGUGUCAGAACGAAUUAUUUAAUGAGCGGAGGGAUUCACGAACUUUGCAUUAAAAUCGAAGAAUUUGGCGGCGACAUAGGAAUUGGUGUAUGCAGCGAAGGUUUAAAUUACAUGGACUGGGCAGGACAUCAGGCACACGGUUGGAUUUUAAUUUCUUCUGGUGGUACCGGUCAUAACGAAUUUAGUAGAAGGUGUCCAGAUAUCGCACAACCAUUUAAUUGUCCUGGCUCCGAGGUUACCGUGCAUUUGAAUAUGGAUAAAAAGACUUGCGCAUUUUCUAUCAAUGGAAAAAGAUAUCCACCUAUACCUGAAUGGAAUGACCUUCCACCAAGGCUUUAUUUUGUUGCGUCUCUUUCCAGUAGAGGCCGAUUAAAAAUUAUGUCGUGA